Aspergillus bombycis is the source of this 2169-nucleotide messenger RNA. Its product is annotated as formin-binding protein HOF1. Lineage: Eukaryota; Fungi; Ascomycota; Eurotiomycetes; Eurotiales; Aspergillaceae. Bases 1 to 2169 code for a protein of 722 amino acids. The record is from RefSeq and is a predicted model, not a curated record. Gene Ontology annotation, cellular component: mitotic actomyosin contractile ring, proximal layer; cell division site; cytoplasmic side of plasma membrane. Gene Ontology annotation, biological process: cytoskeleton organization. Gene Ontology annotation, molecular function: protein binding; phospholipid binding. The transcript has 9 exons.
AUGUCCUUUGCCAACAAUUUCUGGGGAAAGGAUGAUGCAGGUGUUGGACCCAUGUUUGAACGCAUGCACACUGCCAAAGUGUCUUGCGAUGAACUCAAGACGUUCUAUAACAUCCGUGCUGCCAUUGAAGAGGAAUAUGCGCGCAAGCUGCUGGCUCUUUGCCGAAAACCCCUUGGGUCGACAGAGCUAGGUUCCCUUCGAUCUUCCUUCGAUGUUGUCCGUGGCGAAACAGAGGCAAUUGCCAAGGCACACGGUGCUAUAGCAGGACAGAUGAAAAGGGAGCUGGAAGAGCCAUUGGUAGCGUUUGCUGGUGGAUCGAAAGAGCGAAGAAAGAUCAUACAAACAGGGAUCGAGCGCCUGCUGAAAACCAAGAUGCAGCAGACUCAAACAGUUAAUAAGACCCGAGAUCGGUAUGAGCAAGACUGCCUAAGAAUCAAGGGAUACCUCGCCCAGGGACACAUGGUCAUGGGACAGGAAGAACGCAAAAACAAAGCGAAGCUGGAGAAGACGCAGGUCCAGCUGGCUUCCAGCAGCAGCGAGUAUGAAGCUGCCAUUAAAGUGCUUGAAGAGACGACUGGUCGCUGGAAUAAAGAAUGGAAAUCCGCCUGUGACAAAUUCCAAGAUCUCGAAGAGGAACGACUCGACUUUACUAAAAGUAGCCUGUGGGCUUAUGCGAACGUUGCAUCUACCGUUUGCGUUAGCGACGAUGCUUCGUGCGAGAAGAUCCGCCUUUCGCUAGAAAGCUGUGAGGUUGAGAAGGAUAUCAUCUCCUUCAUCAAGGAAAGGGGAACUGGCCAAGAUAUCCCAGACCCUCCCCGAUUCAUUAAUUUCUGUCGGGGUGAUAUUAACGAUACCAGCUCGGAGGCCUCAGAAGAAGAUGGCUUCUCUGUAGCCCAAUUCCAGCGUACAAUCAAUCCGGCGUUUCGCAGUUCUUCCCCGCAACCAUCAACUUAUGAAUCGCAUCACGACCCACAGUCCGACCUGGCAAGCAAGAUUGUUCAUAAUAACCCCCCUACGCCUACAAGUAGGGAAACCACCAUCACUCCGCAAAAGGCGACGCAACAACCAGCGCCCUUGGAUCUUCGCCGGGGUGGUCAACUGCCGCCGAACUACGACCCCAGCGAGCAUGGAGAGAUUAGCAGUGUGCCUCACAAUGCGUAUCCAACUGAUGGUAUGACCAUGUUCUGCAGGACCGGACCUCCUUCCGAGCGGAGCUCUGGCACAAACAGCGCCUACCGACCAUCGAGCCGUGAUUCCCAGAAUAAGCAAAUCCAGAAGAAGAGGAGCGCCUUCUUUAGCAACAGCCCAUUCCGACGAAAGAGUCGCCAUGACAAGGAGCGGAAUUCUGGCCCGUCACAGCCACCUUCUCGUGGCACAUGGGAUACGUCAAAGCCAUCGAGCCCAACCAAAGCUCCUCAGCCCCAGCCGCCAAUGUCUGCUCCUGGACACGAUCAACUAUCCAGUAGUCCUGAGCCCGUGGACCCGAGAGCCAAUUUCCAGCUUAAUGUCGGCAACAAUGUAUUUGAUGUGGCAUCGCCUGAGAAGGACAAAACGAAGGCACCUCAGACGCCCAAGAGUGUGGAAGAAGAGCUUGAUCCAAUUGCGCGUGCCCUGGCUGAUCUAAAAGUACCGGGCAAACAGCCCACCACCCGGAUCUCUGCUGACAGAUACCAUGGCAUUGCUACACCAAACCCUUCAGCUCCCAGUUCAAAUUACAGCAGCGCAUCUGUGGCGACCCCGCCCCCGUCAUAUAACGACUCUUCGGUGAAACGUCUUGAUGCCCCGCAGCCCGCGUUCACAUCCGCGCAAAUGCAGAAGACGACACAGAAGUACACAGGACAAACGAAUAACAUGCUACGCGGUAGUAGCAACACCUCGGGCCUCGCAACUAGAAACCGUGCACAAUCCCAAGAUGUACAUCGUGCCAGGCUCCCACCCCAAGACGAAGCGCCAGCCCUAAUACAGUUCAGCCGGGAUGGUCGCCCCAUUCUCCACUUUGCCCGAGCCAUGUACAGCUAUACCGCUGCAAUCCCCGAAGAGCUGGGCUUCACCAAAGGUGAUGUCCUAUCGGUCAUUCGACUUCAAGACGACGGCUGGUGGGAAGCCGAAGUUACCACCACCCGCGGACGACCCGGUUUGGUCCCCAGCAAUUACUUGCAAAUUAUCUAA